UUUUUUUUUUUAAAUACAGCUUUACAGUGUUAUUGUCAUCUCUGUACAAAAGACAACUUUACAUGCGUGACAGAUGGGCUCUGCUUUACCUCAGUGACACGGACUUUAGACAAAGUCAUGCACAAUAGCAUGUGCAUAGCAGAAAUUGAUCUGAUUCCCCGAGACAGGCCAUUUGUUUGUGCUCCCUCCUCAAGAGAUGGAGUUAUUACUAAUCCUCAUUGCUGUGAUAAAGACCUCUGCAAUAAAUUAGAUCUUCCAAUUCCAACACCAGGCCCUACUCCAGGAAAACCUGCAUCUAGUCUAGGACCUGUGGAACUGGCUGCUGUCAUUGCUGGACCAGUAUGCUUUGUUUGCAUUUCAUUAAUGUUAAUUCUGUAUAUCUGCCAUAAUCGUACUGUCAUUCACCAUCGUGUACCAAGUGAAGAAGAUCCCUCAUUGGAUCGUCCCUUUAUAUCAGAAGGAACUACUUUAAAAGACUUAAUUUACGAUAUGACUACUUCAGGCUCUGGGUCAGGUCUUCCCUUACUUGUUCAAAGAACAAUUGCGAGAACCAUAGUACUACAAGAAAGCAUUGGAAAAGGUCGCUUUGGAGAAGUCUGGCGAGGAAAAUGGAGAGGAGAAGAAGUAGCAGUGAAAAUAUUCUCUUCAAGGGAAGAACGCUCAUGGUUUCGUGAGGCAGAAAUUUAUCAAACUGUUAUGCUACGUCAUGAAAACAUUCUUGGAUUUAUAGCUGCAGACAAUAAAGACAAUGGUACGUGGACUCAGCUCUGGCUUGUGUCAGAUUACCAUGAGCAUGGAUCACUCUUUGAUUAUCUGAACAGAUAUACAGUCACUGUGGAAGGAAUGAUAAAAUUAGCUUUGUCAACUGCCAGUGGACUUGCACAUCUUCAUAUGGAGAUUGUUGGCACUCAAGGAAAACCAGCAAUUGCUCACAGAGAUUUGAAAUCAAAAAAUAUAUUGGUAAAAAAGAAUGGGACAUGUUGUAUUGCAGAUUUAGGAUUGGCAGUAAGACACGAUUCAGCAACUGACACAAUUGAUAUUGCCCCAAACCACCGAGUGGGCACAAAGAGGUACAUGGCUCCUGAAGUUCUAGAUGAUUCCAUAAAUAUGAAACACUUUGAGUCAUUCAAGCGAGCUGACAUCUAUGCAAUGGGCUUAGUAUUUUGGGAAAUAGCUCGGCGAUGUUCAAUUGGUGGAAUUCAUGAAGAUUACCAGUUACCAUACUAUGACCUAGUCCCAUCAGAUCCCUCAGUUGAAGAAAUGAGGAAAGUUGUUUGUGAGCAGAAGCUGAGGCCCAAUAUUCCCAAUAGAUGGCAAAGCUGUGAGGCUUUAAGAGUAAUGGCAAAAAUUAUGCGGGAAUGUUGGUAUGCCAAUGGAGCAGCCAGGCUAACAGCUUUACGUAUUAAGAAAACAUUAUCACAGCUCAGUCAACAGGAAGGCAUAAAAAUGUAAUCCUAGAUUUGCUACUGAAAAACACUCUACAGAUCCAUAUCUGCACCUGGGUGGCGUGCUUAGAAGGUUAAUUGUUCUACCUCACUGAGGGAACAGAAGGUUAUUGAUGCCUUUUGAUACUUCAUAGGAACGUCAUUUAUUAGCCCCAGGGUUCUUGUGGACAUGGUAAACCGUUAUGUUGAAUUUUUUCUGUGCACUAUGAACACCUCCUUCCCAGGACACUUAUAAAAUAUUGUGUAGCCUCUUAUUUUUAUUAACAUGUAACCUUGAUUUUAAAAGUUGAUUGCUGGUCUUAACUUUUAGUUAACUGCUGGAAAUAUGAAGAUUGUUUCUAAGAUAGUGCAACUGGUUCAUUAAAUUGUAUACAGUGCAUUGGGGGGGAGGGGGUUAAAUGAUUUAUUCCUGAUUUGGUACAUUGAGUAUUCUAAACUACUGUAAGACAACUUUGAUUCAGUUUUUGAAUGUACUAUUACAGUGUACCUUUCUAGUUACCACGGUUACAUCUAUUGGACACUUACCUUGAUUUACAAAAAUGACCUCUUUUAGUUAUGGGGAACAUAAUUUAUGCAAUCUUUUUUUCUAUACUAUUACUGCUCUUUCACUUAUUCAGAACAUUGCAUUGCCUUCAAAAUAGAUUGUACUUCACCAGUAAGUGCCACUUUUGAGUCUUUCUAAUGCAAAUCAGUGGGAACAUAAGUCUAUGGUACUUUUGGUUUCAAAAUUAAGAGUUCAAAAAUUCAGUUACUUUGUUGCUUAGCUAAAGAUAUAAUUCACAUUAUUCAAUAUGGUUACAUUCUUCUUGGAAUAUGUUUCUUUUAACAAAAUUGAUUCUUAAACCACUUAAGGAAUUAGUUUAUUUACUGUCAUAGCCUGUUCUAUAAAUGUCACAUGCCAUGAGUUGUAAUUAUAUCUAAGAAGAAUUGUUUUAAUCAAGUGGUAUUCUUAAAAAGCAGGUAGUACCUGUAUCUAUGUGAAGUAGAAGAAGGGCUAAUGGCUUUUUAAGAAAAAGAGGGUUGUUCUUUGCCACUUGUGGAAAAACUUACUUUUUGUGCAGUUCUGCAAAGCCUUUUUUAUUAUUAUUAUUUGCUCAGAAUCAGUAUUAUUUGCAAAUAAGAGUUAACUGAAUCUGUAAUUAUAUGUAAUGUUUGGGCUUGAUUUUUUUAGAAAGUUAAAAGCUGCUUAUAAAUUAUACAUUCAUAUACUUUGUGUAUAUGUCUCAGACUGAAAAUGACAAGCCGCAAGUCUUUGGAUACAAAUACCAGAAGGUUCUAAAACCCUCAUGAUAACUACAAGAGCAAAGCUAGGCAGGUUUGUGUUGUUAUAAGAACCCGGAAAAAUAUGCAGAGCUUUAUUCAAGAUUUACCUAAAUUCUACAGACUAUCACAGAAUUUUAACAAACUUAAUAUAACAAUUUUGUGACCAACUUUCUGAAUGAAUAACAUUUUAUGGUGAAUAAAAAACCAGAAGUUGAGGAGAAAUUAGCUGUCUUAAGAAGUUUUUCAGGGGAGUUUAGGCUUUGGGAUAGAAGGUAUAGUUUAGUCUGCCUACUACCAAUUUGAUUGUUGC
Molecule: messenger RNA, 3018 nt
Organism: Gavialis gangeticus (Gharial)
Lineage: Eukaryota; Metazoa; Chordata; Crocodylia; Gavialidae
Gene: TGFBR1
Product: transforming growth factor beta receptor 1
Exons: 8
Biological process (GO): protein phosphorylation; cellular response to growth factor stimulus; nervous system development
Cellular component (GO): plasma membrane; activin receptor complex
Molecular function (GO): SMAD binding; transforming growth factor beta receptor activity, type I; ATP binding
Source: RefSeq, a predicted model, not a curated record